This is a messenger RNA of Cajanus cajan (pigeon pea), 2157 nucleotides long. RefSeq names its product putative E3 ubiquitin-protein ligase WAVH2. The record is from RefSeq and is a predicted model, not a curated record. Gene Ontology annotation, molecular function: metal ion binding. NCBI's taxonomy places the organism in Eukaryota, Viridiplantae, Streptophyta, Magnoliopsida, Fabales, Fabaceae.
GAAGCAAGAGAGGAGCAUGGAAGCUGAGAAAUGCAGCAAGUAAAGUGGCUGUGGCUGCAUGUGGCUGGAGGAAUUUGAAACCUGUGCUUCAUCCACUCCCCAUUCACACCUCAACUUCUCCAUCUCCAACUGUACACUACUCUAUCUUGCAUUUCUCUCAAAAUGCUGCAAACCUUCUUCACAAUUUUGAAUAACCUAUCAAAUUCUUGCUUAACACAAGUGUCUUCCUUCUUAUAUAAUUAUCUAAUGUCUCCUCACUUCAAUUCAACAGAAUUAAAAGUAUUUUUAUUUUUUACCUUCUACUUUUCUAAUAGGGAUCACUUACCCCUCUUGAUUACUAUUAUUCUUAUGUGGUUGUUGCCUUUGUUAUUUUCAACAACUUCAAAUUUACUUAUUAACUUCAUGUUUAACAAAUACCUUAUGAGGGUAGAAAUAGAAGAAUUUCAGAGUGGUUGCUUUUGUGCAUGUUUGCAGAACCCAAAUUCCUUAUCUGUAUCUCCAUCAACAACAAAAACCUUUUCAAGGGAGCAAAGAGAAGAAACAGAUUGUCGUAUCAUGACUAAAAUCAAAGACAAUGACAUUCCUAAUAAGAAUUUGUGUGCAAUAUGUUUAGAUCCUCUGAGUUACAACAGCAAAGGCAGCAAUCAAGGCCAAGCUAUAUUCACUGCUCAAUGCUCUCAUGCAUUCCACUUUGCUUGUAUCUCCUCCAAUGUCCGCCAUGGUAAUGUCACUUGCCCAAUUUGCCGUGCCCAAUGGAGCCAGCUCCCUCGCAACCCCAACAAUAACCUCUGUGGUGAUCCUAUCCUGCGAAUUCUUGAUGAUUCUAUUGCUACAUUCCGUGUUCAUCGCCACACUCUUUUGCACUCCACUCGCUAUGAUGAUGAUGACCCUGUUGAGCCUGAUGAUGCACAUGACAUACCCAAACUGUGUUUCUCUCUUGAACUUGUUCCACCAAAUGCACAUGCUAGUCUUAACACAGCUUCACAAGUGACCAAGCAUGCCUCAUGUCAUUGCCAUCUAUCCCCUCAUCCCUUAUCCAGCAGCUCCUCAUCACUGUCACAGUCUCCACCUACGCAAACACCCUAUAGUAUAAUGUGCCCUUCCUCCAACUCCAAUACAUCUUAUCUUUCAUUGAAACUAGCCCAAGAAAGAGCAACUGACUUAGUAUUAGUUGCUAGCCCCAAUGGACCACAUCUAAGGCUUCUCAAGCAAGCAAUGGCUCUGGUUGUUUUCUCCCUCAGACACACUGAUCGCUUGGCAAUUGUUACAUACUCCUCUGAUGCAGCACGUGUGUUCCCCCUAAGACGCAUGUCAUCUUAUGGGAAGCGCACUGCCCUUCAAGUUAUUGAAAGUUUAUUUUAUAUGGGACAAGCUGACCCAGUUGAAGGGUUAAAGAAGGGUAUUAAGAUACUGGAAGAUCGCACCCACAAGAACCUCAAGUCCUGUAUCCUGCAUUUAUCAGAUAACCCCACAAGGCAAUACAAUGCUAUAAGCAUGGAACUGCCAUCUACACCCAUUCACAGAUUUCAUGUGGGAUUUGGCUUUGGCACUUCCUAUGGAUUUGUCAUACAAGAGUUCGAGAGGUUCUUGUCCAAGAUGUUGGGAGGCAUUGUUCGAGAUAUCCAGCUGAGAAUAUGUAGAACUGUAGAGGAAGUUGGCAGUGGCAGGGUCAUCAGAAUUGGAGAGAUGAGGGGCGGAGAAGAAAGGAGAGUUCUGUUAGACCUGGGUAACUGUACACGUGUAUAUGUAGAAUAUAGCUACACUGAAGGAGAUAUUGAUGAGUGUGUUAGAAGAACAGGGGAAACUGUUGUAGGUCUGGGAGACCAUAAAGGUAGUGUGACAGAAGGCGCUGAGGAAACAAUGAGGGAUAUGAAUAGGGUUGGCAGGAAUAGCAGCGUCGAAAGCUGGGAUUUUCAUGACCCUUACAUGGCAAGAAGAUGGGCUAAGCACUUGCAGGGUCAAAGGCUUUGAAAAUACAAAGAUAUCCCCACCAUUAAGGCCUCAAUUCAGUCACGCAGUAAUCGUACAGAAUUGGAUAAGGUACAAUAGAUCAUGUCUUCCUUGGCCGAAAUAAAAGAAACAGAAAAAAAAAAAUGUUAUGAUAAAGGUCAUAUUUAAUAUAAUCUAAGCAUCUGCCAACCUGCAUAGACAAUGCAA